This is a messenger RNA of Trifolium pratense (red clover), 1580 nucleotides long. Its product is annotated as peroxidase 42. The coding region runs from base 227 to 1234 and encodes 335 amino acids. The record is from RefSeq and is a predicted model, not a curated record. The transcript has 4 exons. Lineage: Eukaryota; Viridiplantae; Streptophyta; Magnoliopsida; Fabales; Fabaceae. Gene Ontology annotation, biological process: hydrogen peroxide catabolic process; response to oxidative stress. Gene Ontology annotation, molecular function: peroxidase activity; heme binding.
AAUAUCACUGCUCAAGUUCCGGUAAAUAUAGUUCAAUCGAUAGAAAUAUUACGAUAUAUAAAAAUUUAAAUUCAACCCUAAGAUUUCUUAAAUUUUGAUCAUUAAACUAAUUGAAAAAAAUAAUAUCACAACUCAUUAAUUAUUACAUUUAUAGUUAGGUUGGUUUAUUUAAGUAGAGCAAAUAGCUCAGUGAACUUCACACUCUCCACUUUCACUACCGAAAGCAAUGUCUCCAAACAAAGCUUUCAUCUUCUUGGCUCUUUUGUCCUUUUCACCACAACUCUUUCUCAGUUUUUCUUCUGCUGAACAAGAUAAUGGCCUUCUCAUGAAUUACUACAAAGAAUCAUGCCCUCAAGCUGAAGAAAUCAUCAAAGAACAAGUCAAACUUCUCUACAAACGCCACAAGAACACUGCUUUCUCAUGGCUCAGAAACAUUUUCCAUGACUGUGCUGUUCAGAGUUGUGAUGCUUCUUUGUUGCUGACAUCAACAAGAAGAAGCUUGUCUGAGCAAGAACAUGACAGAAGCUUUGGUUUGAGGAAUUUUAGGUACAUUGAUACCAUCAAAGAAGCUCUUGAAAGAGAGUGUCCUGGAGUUGUUUCUUGUUCUGAUAUUCUUGUUCUUUCUGCUAGAGAUGGCAUUGUUUCGCUAGGAGGUCCUUAUAUUCCUUUGAAAACAGGAAGAAGGGAUGGUAGAAAGAGCAGAGUGGAUCUGUUGGAGGCUUACCUUCCUGACCACAACGAGUCUAUUUCUGCUGUUCUUGACAAGUUUGGUGCCAUGGGAAUUAACACUCCUGGUGUUGUUGCUUUGCUUGGAGCACACAGUGUUGGUAGAACACAUUGUACAAAAUUGGUGCACCGUUUAUACCCAGAAGUUGAUCCAGCUUUGAACCCAGAACACAUUCCACACAUGCUAAAGAAGUGCCCUGAUUCAAUUCCUGACCCCAAGGCCGUGCAGUACGUUAGAAACGACCGUGGCACGCCGAUGAUUCUAGAUAACAACUACUACAGAAAUAUCUUGGAUAACAAGGGUCUAUUGAUAGUGGAUCAUCAAUUAGCACAUGACAAAAGAACUAAGCCUUAUGUAAAGAAAAUGGCUAAGAGUCAAGACUAUUUCUUCAAGGAAUUCUCAAAAGCUAUUACAUUGCUUUCUGAAAACAAUCCUCUUACUGGCACAAAGGGUGAGAUUAGAAAGCAAUGCAGUGUUGCUAACAAGCAGCACCAUGAAGAGCCUUGAAUGAAUUUCAUGGUUGAAGAAAUGUUCUGUAAUAUAUUAUGCAGAAAUAAAAGUGUUUUCCUUUAGAAGGGUUGGUUGGUUGGGUUAAGGAGCCUGCCUAGAACACUUCUAGGGUAGCUCACCGUUUGAGCCUUGCCUAGUUGUGGUGCUCAUAGGGAUUGGAGAACUUAGAUGCUUUUUAAUUUUUAAUCUUCUUUGAGAUGUAACUUUGGCUUUUAUCUCUUUAUUUAAAUUUACUAUGUAGCUCAAUGUUGAGCAUGUUGAUGAUGUGAUAUUGUAAUAUUUCAUGUGAUGUGGUCCAUGGAUUUGGAUGGCAUAGUGACAAUGUUUAUGAUAUUUGUGCUCA